Molecule: messenger RNA, 4089 nt
Organism: Ictalurus punctatus (channel catfish)
Lineage: Eukaryota; Metazoa; Chordata; Actinopteri; Siluriformes; Ictaluridae
Gene: adnp2b
Product: ADNP homeobox 2b
Exons: 4
Coding region: 304-3168 (954 amino acids)
Biological process (GO): regulation of gene expression
Cellular component (GO): nucleus
Source: RefSeq, a predicted model, not a curated record
GACCGUACGUCACUUCCCUGUCAUUCAAUGCGCCAUUUUCUCUUUUUAUGUGCUCGAACAACGAAGCUACAUUAAGGAUUAAUUCGUCAGAGCGCAUUUUUUUUUGUCGCUGCUGCUAAAAAAAAAUAAUUAAAACUAGAUUUUUUGUGACUGUGGCGCUGUGCAUCCACGCUGCCUGUAAUCGCCGUUGGCUCGCGGAUUGGUGGGAAAUCUGCUUUGUCGCCCUUUUAGGAAAAAAGCGGUAAACUCCCUCCGGAAAAAAAAAAAAAAAAAAAUCAGUGGUGCUACAGAAGGGGAGGAGCCAUGUAUCAGUUUCCAGUUCGAGGACUAGAGAAAAUCCGAAGAACAAGAAAGAAGGUGAAAAACAUUUUGGGUGAAUUUGGCCUUGAAGAGUGCUUAAGCUUGUGUGAGAGUCUUCAGGAGUUUGAUCCAGGAGACAGCGUUUUUGGUGCCACUGAAUGGACCGAUUUAUCAGAUGGCUUUAAUGGCAAGUGGAAGAAAAAGUGGAUCUACCGCACCCGAGGCCUGUGCUGUCCAUUGUGUAAAUUUUCGACACGGUCCUGGUAUUCCUUCAGGGCUCAUAUUCAUCGCUACCAUGAUGAUGAGCAGUCAGCCUGCAGUCUCUCUGCCUGCUCCUCCUGCCCAUUUAUCGGCCACCCUAAAGUCAUCUCCAAGCACUAUAAACUGUUCCAUUUUGAAAAUCAGAAGCCAGAAUCUGACACGGUGACACCCCUGUCUGCUAAAGCAUUAAGUGGUCAUACAUUUCAGUGCCGAAAAUGCCCCGUUCGUGAUGAUCUCUUGUACAGCAUGAGAAAACAUGUUCUCAUUAAUCAUUACACCGCACUGUUGAAUCGCUUUGCUGGACAAAGAGCAGACACUGAGUUGAAGGCCCUUGGUCAGAUGUACAGGAAAUUUUAUUGUAAGGUCUGUGGUGCGAAUGCAGACACCUCCGAGCACCUGCUCUAUCACAUACUGACCUCUGACAAGCACAGGGAAUUGGAUUUGCACAUAAACUCUCUCAUUUUUGAAACAGACGUUAAGAAGCCACCUCCCACUCUAGCACCAAAGAUCCAAGGUAGUCCUGUUAUAGCAGGACCACCUAGCCAACCUUUAAUGACUCCUGUACCAACUCCAGGCACAGUCUUGCCAUUGGCUAAUGGUGGACCUAGAUUACUCCCUCCCCCUAACACAGCAGUUCUUCCUGUUCAAGCCUCAACCUUGCUUCAGCUUGCUAGCGCUGAGGCAAAAGGUUUGCUGCAGCCUGGUCAGCCACUGACUAUCCAGAAUGUUCAAGUUCCAAGAACUGUCUCUGCAACGCUGCCUAAUAUUGGAGGAACAACUCCUGCCCCAACGCUUCAGCCGGUUAUCCCUCGCCAGCAGCCAGUCAGGGUUGGAGUCCCAGGUCCUCUUCAUCCUCCACCACGUCAGGUUUUGCUUCCACCUGGGUUACAGUUUAAUGUCCCAACUGUAAGGGGGCCACCACCACAGCCAAUGAUUGUCGCGCCAAGGUUCCCCUUGAAUCAGCCUACCCCUAGAGGUACCAUGCUUACAUCCCAGUCCCUUCUGAGUCAUCUGAUCCCCACAGGCAACAAAGUCGAUGGGCUGCCUACCUACACUCUUGCACCAUUACAAGUUUUGUCAGUCCAGGCAAACAAUGUCCAAGUAGUCAGCAAAGCACCGUUGCCGGUGUCCCAGAACAAUGGCAUGCAUCAGCAAAACCCCCAAGAUUCCAAGCAGACCAAGAAAUGGGUCACCUGCCCCAUUUGUAACGAGCUUUUUCCAUCCAAUAUAUAUGACUCCCAUGUGGAGGUCCAUAAAGACUCAUCCAAGAAGUCCAAGCUAGGCCUGGCUGCCCGAGCACCCUUUUUGAAGAAAAUGCCUGACAAGACAGUGAAAUGCCUGAUGUGUAAAAUCUUGCUGUCCGAAAAGGGUAUUUUUGAACAUCUGAUUCAUGGUUUGAACUGCUUGUUUUGUCCUGGGAUGUUCUACUCCAUCAAACAGCUGGUUGCGCAUAUUCAGGUUGAGCACAAUCCAACCCAAAAGUCCAACUGUGACUUCAUGAGGCGAGAGUAUCGUCUUUAUACCGACGAGUCUGGCUACCUCCUGUUUCCCUAUUUUGAUAUCAACACCACGGCCCCGAAAGAGAUGAUGGGAGAAAAAGAGCUUAACUUGGCCCUAGUUACUAAUUCACUCGAUCUGAUCUUUUUGAGGAUGUCGCCUAUGAAUCCGCAAGCUGUAUGCAAGAUGCCCGUGCCUAAGCCGGACAGCUUAGACUGCGUCUUCUGUUCUGAGAAGCUGCUGAACAUGGAGUGCUAUCAAAUGCACCUCAGAGAAAAGCACUUCAUCGUGCCUACUGUCCAUGCCAUACUUAAAAUGCCAGCAUACAAGUGCAUCUACUGUGGUGGGGUAUACACGGGCAAAACGACGGUCAAAGCGAUCAGUGUCCACGUAUCCAGAUGUCGCGCUGCGCCCAAAACGCUCAAAGAUGCUGAAAGGGUCAAUUCUGGACUAACGAUUGGCCCCAGAGUAAGCCAAGGUUUAAUUUCGUUCCCAGCACCCCGAAAACAGACUACAGCUCCAGUCCCAGGACAAGUCCAAGCAUCGGUUCCAGCACCUCAACCUCAAGAGACAGAUGCCGAAGUGCAGAGCAAGUUGAGGUUGGAGCUGGCUGUGAAGGAGGCCAUAGAAGCUAAUAAGAGAGAGAGAGAGGCCAGAAUAGCAAGAAAAAAGAGGUUAGAUAAAGAGAGGUGUGCUGGUUUGCCUACUCCUCCAGCUGAAGUGGUGGAUGAUCCUUCUGUGCAGUUUGCUCUGGAUCCUACCGGAAUGGAGUUACGCUCCUUCGAGACUCGCCGGGAAUUCGUGAACAAGUACUUCAACGUACAGCCGUACCCAGUCAAGAAGGAGAUCAUUGCCCUGAGCAGUCGAUUGCUGCUGAACAAAACCGACGUUGCCUGCCAGUUUGGCUCCAAACGUACCAGGUGUAUGAAGCAACUGCAGCGAAACAAGGCGGUGGUGUUGUUAGGUUUCAACAUGACCGAGCUGAUGAAGGUGAAACACAACCUGCUCGUUCCUGAAAUAGUGCCAGAGAAGCCGUCCACGGAAACAGAAACGCGGGAGCGUGAAGAAAUAAGCGACGUGACCGAAGGGGAAAAGCUUCCUGAAAGUUGAGCACUGUACGAGGCGGAAUAAAUGGCUCUAAACUGGACUAAACAUAUGGAUUAAAUAAAUAUACUCCUCAAAACAAUGCAAAAAGUGUGUAUGGUGUUAAUGUAGAUCAGUUUUGAAAGAACCAGUCAUGUUAAUGAAAUCUUUUGUAGCCCCGUUUUUCUUAGAAUUAAAUUGAAUUAUUAGUAAAGUAGAACUUCUUUAUGAGUUCGUAUGCUGUUCGGUAAUGAGUUUGAAUCGUCAUCCUUCACAGAACAUACUGUAUUACUGUUUAUUACCUACUUUUGAGAAUGGCACGCCUGUUAUGCCACAGACGUAUUGUGUGGUUUAUUUGGCCUUAAUUGUCCGUUUUGUAUCAUUUCCCUAUUAUGUAUUUUAUUUAGAGCUCUUUAAGUUAAAAUGCAUACUCCUAUAGUGUGUUUUCUGAAAUGUAAUGUAUUUAUCGAAUUAUGUGCACCCCCCCCACAACCCGAUACACUUUCAGUAUUUCAUCUUAAGUGCUUGUUCAUUGAUCCUGUAUCUACAGCACAGGAUUGUUAGUAUAUAUAUAUUUUUCCUUCCAAGAGGACUAUUCAUGUUUUCCUUUAGACAUUUAUAGUUAUCUCUUUAUUGAAAUCUGGGAUUUGGGAUAGUAUUCAUCAAGUUAAGUAGUCAAAUUCUGUGUUGCAUCUGUGGACUGGCUAAUGCUCUGGCCUACUGGGUCUGAGAUACAACAUUCUGUGUUUAACAUUGCCGGUUAUAAGCAUAGUUUAUUAAUGUGUUUUUUAUAAAGGUAAAAUGUAAGGUUGUAUGAAAGGUUAAUAUGUCCGCACACUAUGUUUUCAGACUUGUCUUGAUGGUUCGAGCAAAUUUCAACAUUCCCAAGGUUACAGUUUGAGAAACAAUGCAAAAUAAACAGUCACAGGAGAGAGAAAAAAAAUCUUA